Molecule: messenger RNA, 4042 nt
Organism: Otolemur garnettii (small-eared galago)
Lineage: Eukaryota; Metazoa; Chordata; Mammalia; Primates; Galagidae
Gene: RAD23B
Product: RAD23 homolog B, nucleotide excision repair protein
Exons: 10
Coding region: 457-1698 (413 amino acids)
Biological process (GO): proteasome-mediated ubiquitin-dependent protein catabolic process; nucleotide-excision repair
Cellular component (GO): cytosol; nucleoplasm
Molecular function (GO): polyubiquitin modification-dependent protein binding; ubiquitin binding; proteasome binding
Source: RefSeq, a predicted model, not a curated record
UAGGCUGCGCUUGCGCACGGCCUCGCCCGCGCCCUACGCCUGCGCGUUUCGUCAGCUCGGCCCCUUCCCCCACGUUUUUCGGGUGGGGGAGGGGGCACAUCUCGGCGAGUCACGAUGAUGGCGGCUACCAUCCUGUGGUGAGCUAGCGGAUUCUUUCCUUGCCUCGCAACGUCCCUCGCUCCUCCUGCAGAUUCAGUGGCCGGCACCCGGCGCGAGAAGCAGCACGGCGGCCCGAGCUCUCGGGGAAGGCCGCAGUCGCGGAGAAAGCGGCGCGGCCCGGGGCCCAGGCUGGCGGACAGGCCGCACCGCUGGGCGAAUGUGACAAGCCCCCACCCCCACCGCCAUCCUCCCCAGAGCGCGAGGAACGCGGGCGACCCCGGGCCCCGCCAGGCCACAGACCCCGCCCAGCGGCCACCACCCGGCGCAGGCCCGGCAGCGGAGCUGCGCGGCGGCACCAUGCAGGUCACGCUGAAGACCCUCCAGCAGCAGACCUUCAAGAUAGACAUCGACCCAGAGGAGACGGUGAAAGCACUGAAAGAGAAGAUUGAAUCUGAAAAGGGGAAAGAUGCCUUUCCAGUAGCAGGUCAAAAAUUAAUUUAUGCAGGCAAAAUCCUCAAUGAUGAUACUGCACUAAAAGAAUAUAAAAUUGAUGAGAAAAACUUUGUGGUGGUUAUGGUGACAAAACCCAAAGCAGUAUCAACACCAGCACCAGCUGCAGCUGCAGCUCAGCAAUCAAAUCCUGUCACCACCACACCAGUUACUUCCUCCACAGCAACAACUGUGGCUCAGGCCCCAACCCCUGCCCCGGCUCCUGCUUCUACGCCUGUAUCUGUUACUCCAGCAUCAACAACAACAUCUCCCGAACCUGCACCUGCUAGUGCAACUAAACAAGAGAAACCUGCAGAAAAGCCAGCAGAGACGCCAGUGGCUACCAGCCCAACACCAACUGAUAGUACAUCAGGAGAUUCCUCUCGGUCGAACCUUUUUGAAGAUGCAACAAGUGCACUUGUGACAGGUCAGUCUUACGAGAAUAUGGUAACUGAGAUUAUGUCAAUGGGAUAUGAACGAGAGCAAGUAAUUGCAGCCCUGAGAGCCAGUUUCAACAACCCUGACAGAGCAGUGGAAUAUCUUUUAAUGGGAAUCCCUGGAGAUAGAGAAAGUCAGGCUGUGGUUGACCCCCCUCAGGCGGCUGGCACUGGGACUCCUCAGUCUUCAGCAGUGGCGGCGGCGGCAGCAACUACCACAGCAACAACAACAACAACAACAAGUUCUGGAGGACAUCCCCUUGAAUUUUUGCGGAAUCAGCCUCAGUUUCAACAGAUGAGACAAAUUAUUCAACAAAAUCCUUCCCUGCUUCCAGCAUUGCUACAACAGAUAGGCAGAGAGAAUCCUCAGUUACUGCAGCAAAUUAGCCAACACCAGGAGCAUUUUAUUCAGAUGUUAAAUGAACCAGUUCAAGAAGCUGGUGGUCAGGGAGGAGGAGGAGGAGGAGGAGGAGGUGGCAGUGGAGGAAUUGCAGAAGCUGGAAGCGGUCAUAUGAACUACAUUCAAGUUACGCCUCAGGAGAAAGAAGCUAUAGAAAGGUUAAAGGCAUUAGGAUUUCCUGAAGGACUUGUGAUACAAGCAUAUUUUGCUUGUGAGAAGAAUGAGAAUUUGGCUGCCAAUUUUCUUCUACAGCAGAACUUUGAUGAAGAUUGAAAGGGACUUUUUUCUAUCUCACACAUCACACCAGUGCAUUACACUAACUUUGUUCACUGGAUUGUCUGGGAUGACUUGGGCUCAUAUCCACAAUACUUGGUAUAAGGUAGUAGAAUGUCAGGGGUGGGGAGGGAGGGAUCUAGGAUAUAGGGCAGGGAUAACUACAGUGCAUGUCUGCUGCAAUUAGCAGAUGCCGCAACUCCACACAGUGUGUAAAAUACUAUACAACCAAAAAUCAGCUUUUGCAGGUCUUUAUUUCUUCUGUAAAACAGUAGGUAACUUUUCCUAAGUUUCACUCUUUUUAGUGUACUAGAUCCAGAAACUUAGUGUAAUGCCCUGCUUUAUAUUUCUUUGACUUAAUAUUGGUUUCAGAAAGAAUCUUUGCUACCUAGAAUUUGCAGUCUCUGUUUCAUGGCAACACUGGAUAAUGGCUUUGUGAAAUUUUAAAAAAUUUUAUAGCAUCUGUAAACAGAAAUGCCAAAUUAUUGAUGGUUACUUGUUGCUGCUUCACCAAUUAUAAAAUUAAUGUUAAGAAAGCCCAUUCUUUCAUGUUAAAUACUUGGGGUGGGAGGGGAGAAAGGGAACCUUUUCUUAAGAUGAAAAUAAUUACUGCUAUUUUAAAAUUUCUUGAUCACUGAGGAUGACCCUUCUAACAUGAUUUGAAAAGCUAUACCAGAAUAGGCAGAGCUAUUUUCCUGUUUACAUUUUUUUGUUUGGGGGGGAGGCAAAAUUGGUAGGUGUGUCUAAUUACUGUUUACUUCAUUGUUAUAUUGCAGUAAAAGUUUUAAACUAACCAUUGCAUGUUUGCUUUCGAUGUGUCCCUUUGUACAACUAGCACUUUGGGGCCAAUGGAGAAACGCAGCAUUCUCUCUCCUCUCCCCUUCCUUCAGCACGGGUGUGUUUAUCAGCAAGUCGGGAGCCAACCUCUCCCCUUUUUAAAAAACACAAAAUGCUGAUUCAGUUCAGAAUUAAUGCAAAUGUUUCAAAACUGGGUUUCUGAUAUUUGUAAAUGUUUUUCUUUAUUAGAUAGAGUGUAUUACCAUUAAAGUCAUUAGAAUUAUAUUGUUUUCAAAAAGAGAAAGUGGACAGAACUAUAAUCCAGCAUCUUUUACUACAUUGGAAAACUUGAUGAAAUCUCUUGGAAGGGUGGGGUGAUGUGGCUGGAAAAGUACUUUGGAAAAUAUACAAUCAAGUUAUCUGAUGGCAUAUUAAAAGAAAAAUCUCAAUAGCAGCAGUGUUGGCUUUUAUUUGGAUUUUUUCAUCUCAAUUUUUUCUUUAGAAUACCCUUCAUAAGCAUUGUUAUUUGGUUAUAACGAGGGGGCAGAUUUCUGGUUGUUCGGUUUUUCAAAUCUAUUUUUCUGAAUAUAAACAAGACUAUCUAAAGAAAUUUUUUUAAUCAUCUGAUACUGAGUAAGAAGAUGAAUUUGCACAAAUUUCUCCCUGCAUAAUCUCUUGCAGUGUCCUUAGCACAGUUCAGUGGUGACUUAAGCUUUUACAUCAUGCACUCGUAACUUGUCUCGUAUGAAAAUAAAUGAAAUCAUGAUUUUCCCUCACAGUGUAUCAUGUUUAAUUUUUAUGUGUUUAUUUCAUAAAUUUGAAAGGCUUUUGGACUUUGUAUUACUGUAUGUUUUAUAAUGGAUCGUGCAUAAUGUCUCAGGAGAAUUAAAUGAGGACUCAUAAAUAUGUUUAUCUUUCAAGUCAGAGCAAUGAGUUGGGAAGAGGGGUGGUGUUUCUGGUCAAAUAAUGGAAAAUUCUCAUUUAUUUUACAACACUAUAUCGGCUACCUUGUUGCUCAGAGCAUAGUGAAAACUGGAAAGAGGAAAACAAAAAGCCAGGAGCAGCCUCUUCUUUUCUGUGGAAAAUGAAAGCAGAAGUUGGUGGCAUGGAGCCUUUGUCCUUGGACAACAAUCUACUGAUAGUAAGAUUAAUAAUUACCAGAAGAGAGCUCAGGCCAAGUUUUGACCGUUCUUUAUAAUAACUUGUUUAUCUGCUUCUUAAAGGAUCAGUCAAGACACCAUAAAGGAAAUAGGCUUUUUGUGCCUUUUGCUGUUACUGUUUAAUUUACAAACAGUUUGGUAAAUCUCUCAAUGUAAGUGGCUGUUUGACUUUGGAAUUUUGCAUUUGAGGUAUACUGUCAACUCUUUCUUGAAAUAUUUUUAUUGUUUAGUUGCUCUGGGAAAUGUGAGGAAGCCUACGUUUGUAUUUGUAAAAUUCUUAUGCCAUCCUCUAGUCAACUAUUUCUUUUCAUUGUUUAAAAAAAACUGAAAUGUUCUAGUAUAAUUUUUUUUCCUGUACCAGCUGGCUUAGGAUUCUAGAGAAUUGAUUAUAAAAUAUUUUCAAUACA